AGAGGUUUAGGCUUUCUGCCUGAAGGUUGCUUGGCAGGGAAGGAGAAAAUGAGCUGGCUGGGGAAGUGAAGGCUCACACAGCCAGUCAGGAAGGAUCCUUCCAUCUCUUCUUCUCCAGAGAGACAGGAGAAUAAUUUGGCUUCAGAUCUGAGGACAAAUCAUUCAUGAUGUCAGUCAAAAAAGAAGGUGCCCACAAGAAGUGGGCUGCCCUGAAGGAGAAACUAGGACCCCAAGAGAGUGACCAGUCAGAAGCUAACCUGGAAAAUGCAGAGCCAGAGCUGUGCAUUCGUCUCCUGCAAAUCCCGUCAGUGGUGAACUACUCUGGGCUGAAGAAGCGUCUGGAGAACAGUGAUGAUGCCUGGAUGGUCCAGUUCCUGGAGCUGUGUGGGCUGGACCUCCUCCUUGAGGCCCUGGACAGGCUGUCUGGGCGAGGAGUGGCCAGGAUUUCUGAUGCUUUGCUUCAGCUCACCUGCAUUAACUGUGUGCGAGCAGUCAUGAACUCCCACAAAGGCAUUGAAUAUAUUGUUAGCAAUGAGGGCUACGUCAGAAAACUCUUCCAAGCACUUGACACAACUAAUGUCAUGGUCAAAAAGCAAGUAUUUGAGCUCCUGGCUGCACUGUGCAUUUACUCGUCAGAUGGCCAUGCUUUGGCUUUGGAUGCGCUGGACCAUUACAAGAGUGUGAAGAACCAGCAGUAUCGAUUCAGCGUCAUAAUGAACGAGCUCUCCAACACAGAUAAUGUGCCAUACAUGGUGACACUACUGAGCGCUAUCAAUGCCAUCAUACUGGGAAAAGAAGAGCUAAGAACAAGGACCCAAAUCAGAAAUGAGUUCAUAGGGCUUCAGUUGUUGGAUGUUCUAGACAAGCUAAGGUAA
This is a messenger RNA of Cuculus canorus (common cuckoo), 875 nucleotides long. RefSeq names its product inverted formin-2-like. The transcript has 5 exons. Gene Ontology annotation, molecular function: small GTPase binding; actin binding. Gene Ontology annotation, biological process: actin cytoskeleton organization. NCBI's taxonomy places the organism in Eukaryota, Metazoa, Chordata, Aves, Cuculiformes, Cuculidae. The record is from RefSeq and is a predicted model, not a curated record. Bases 165 to 875 code for a protein of 236 amino acids.